Recurvomyces mirabilis is the source of this 1410-nucleotide messenger RNA. RefSeq lists its product as uncharacterized. The transcript is spliced from 2 exons. NCBI's taxonomy places the organism in Eukaryota, Fungi, Ascomycota, Dothideomycetes, Mycosphaerellales, Teratosphaeriaceae. Gene Ontology annotation, cellular component: plasma membrane. The record is from RefSeq and is a predicted model, not a curated record. Bases 1 to 1410 code for a protein of 469 amino acids. Gene Ontology annotation, biological process: transmembrane transport. Gene Ontology annotation, molecular function: transmembrane transporter activity.
AUGUCUACAGAUGAUCUUUCUCCCGUCGACUCGACUACUUCACAACUGAAGAAGGAGGACUAUGAGGAUGUCAGCAUACUUCGGAAUGGAAGGAGACUUGGGCAAGAAGAAGUAGAGGAAGAGAGGUCGGCAAGGUCAAUAGAAGCAGUAGGAAAGGCACAAUCCGAACAUCACCUACAAGCCCAACGCACCCAUUCCACCGCACGAUCAACACGCUCGCACCAUUCUUAUACGGACGGCUAUACACACUUUGGCCACGAGGAUGAAGAGAAGCGUGAUAGAAGCGCGGUUCCUGCCGGCGACGAUGUGGACCCAGAGAAGCAAUACGAGGUCCAGUUCGACGGCGAUGCCGACCCUCUGAGCCCGAGAAACAAGAGCACAUUUCGCAAAUGGCUGAUCGUGAUCAUCAUCUCGGCGUCUUCGCUUUGCGUGACCUGCGCAUCCGCACUGUACACCAGCACUUACCAGCAGAUGGAAAAAGAGUUUCACAUAAGUCGAGAGGUAGCGACGCUCGGCCUUACAACCUACGUUGUUGGUCUCGGUUGCGGUCCGAUGUUCCUUUCGCCGCUAUCAGAGUUUUAUGGGCGACGCAUAGUAUACAUCUGUGCCUUUGGGAUGUACUUCAUCUGGCUCAUACCCUGUGCUGUCGCGCAAAAUAUCCAGACGAUGCUGGUUGUACGGUUUCUCGAUGGACUGGCAGGGAGUGCGUUUCUUAGUGUGGCUGGCGGGACAGUCGGCGACAUGUUUCCAAAGGAGAAGCUGUCGGCGCCCAUGAUGAUCUAUACCGCUUCUCCGUUUGUCGGACCAGAGGUGGGACCAUUGAUAGGCGGCUUCAUCAACCAGUUCGCAAACUGGCGCUGGAGUUUCUGGGUACUGGUCAUAUGGGCGGGCGUUCAAUGGGUGCUGAUCCUUAUCUUCGUGCCAGAGACAUACGCACCGGUGCUGCUAAGACGUAAAGCAGUCCAGCUGCGGAAGGAGACGGGAGACGAACGAUGGCAGGCGCCAAUCGAAAAGAUGAACAAGUCUGUUGCCAAAACAGUGCUCUGGAGCUGCAUUAGGCCUUUCCAGCUACUAUUCUUCGAGCAGAUGGUGCUAAAUCUGUGCCUGCUUUCCGCUAUCUUGCUCGGUAUCCUAUACCUGUUUUUCGGAGCUUUCGCCGUCGUAUUCGAAAACAACCACCACUUCAACCAGUGGCAGACGGGUCUCACCUUUCUGGGUAUCUUCGUGGGGAUGGUGAUUGGUGUCAGCUGCGAUCCUAUCUGGAGACGAAACUGUAGGACGAGCCCAUUGCUUAUGGGUUACAACGGGGGCGCGGCACAUGCUGACGACAAGGCUGUAGAUGUCAGGCUUGUACGAAACAACAACGGAGUGUCAGAGCCCGAGUUCCGUCUGCCUCCCACGAUCCUGUGA